AUGGUUCUGACGUGCAGGCUCGUUGCCCGCGACCGCGGGGGUGAGAGUCUCAUCAUCGCUUUCUACCCGGACAACGAUACCACUGAGGUCUUGGAUACAAGCAAGCUCAAGCAUCACUUCCUCUACGGAACACGAGGCGUUCGCGUCGAGGACGUCAGUGCCUGUCGCGUCUUCCCCGUCAAGCUGGCCGAACUAUUCCGCAUCAAUUCGGAUCUUUGCGCAUACACUGGACCCCUUGGCACACUCAAGAAGUGCCAUUCCUGUGGAAAGGAAGAUCCAAGUGUCGUCAAAUGCGGCCGAUGCGGACUGUACUACUAUUGCAAUAAGACGCUUGGAUGGAAUCAAAAGGGGCACAAGGAGGCUUGUCGUGUGCUCAAGGACCCAAACUUGAGAGCUCUGUUCAAGAUUACCGUUGGUGAAGGCGAGCACCGGUUCCAAUUUCCGAGAUGA
Messenger RNA from Colletotrichum siamense, 450 nucleotides. RefSeq lists its product as uncharacterized. The record is from RefSeq and is a predicted model, not a curated record. Lineage: Eukaryota; Fungi; Ascomycota; Sordariomycetes; Glomerellales; Glomerellaceae. The transcript has 4 exons. Bases 1 to 450 code for a protein of 149 amino acids.